This is a messenger RNA of Lasiosphaeria miniovina, 2634 nucleotides long. RefSeq names its product Alpha/Beta hydrolase protein. Bases 198 to 2165 code for a protein of 655 amino acids. Gene Ontology annotation, biological process: multivesicular body membrane disassembly; neutral lipid catabolic process; piecemeal microautophagy of the nucleus. The transcript has 4 exons. Gene Ontology annotation, molecular function: glycerophospholipase activity. The record is from RefSeq and is a predicted model, not a curated record. Lineage: Eukaryota; Fungi; Ascomycota; Sordariomycetes; Sordariales; Lasiosphaeriaceae. Gene Ontology annotation, cellular component: membrane.
AACGAACCUAGGCCCGUACUGUUAGUGCAGACUGCCAAGUCGCGCGCGCUGCCAUCAUCGCCGACCGCAUUCCUUCGUCCCCUUCAACCUUGCAUCAUCGAACCGACGGAACCAAUACGGCGAACGGCGUGCACAUCCUUCUUGACGAUUUAUUUGCGAUAUCCACGGCUUGCUUCUUGACGGUAGCGCCGCUCGGCAUGUUCUCGAGGAGGAAGUGCACCUCAGCGGGCCGAGUCACCGCCCACCUGUUGCUGUCCUUCCUCGCCCUGGGGGCCUCUGUAGCAGGCAACACCGCGCCCGACACGCAACUCGUCAUUCCCAUAGAUGUAUCCCCGCUGCCGCCUCUGAUUCCAGAGCCCUCGAAACGCGGAGAGCACACUUUUACGCUCCGUCAUAUAUAUCACCAUGGCACCUACAGGCACCCGACGCUGCAUCGAAAGCAAGAUGUUGCGCAAUCGGAUGCUGACGUGUGGCUGGCCGCCGAGGACGGCUUCGAAGAGCAGCGCAUCACGCCCCUCACGGUCCGGAGUGGGCCGCUCCAGAUCCAGCGGCUUGUUGACCGGCGCCCUAAUGUGGUCGACGCCAUGGUAGCUGAAGCGCGGCAGCGCGGCUAUGUGUCGGCUAUGUCCGCCGAUGCUUGGACACUCGAUGAUAUCGCGGCGCCUGAUAUCACGGACAAACAGACGGUCUUAAACCUAGCCCUGAUGGCUGCUAACGCCUACGUUGAGACGCCGUCCCUGCCCGAUUGGGAGGACGUGAGUGGGCCUUUCAACCGGAGCGCCGAUUUUGGAUGGGAGAAUGACGGGUUACGUGGCCAUGUCUGGGCGGAUGAAAACAACGAGACGGUCAUCAUCGGCUUGAAGGGAACCUCUAUGGCAGUUUUCGACGGCGAUGGCACGACCACCAACGACAAAGUCAACGACAAUCUGUUUUUCAGCUGCUGCUGUGCUCAGCAGGGCCCGUGGACAUGGCACCAAGUCUGCGACUGCGCGACCAGCACUUAUACGUGCAACAACACGUGCGUUGUCCAGGCCUUGCGCGACGAGAAUCGGUACUAUCAGGCGGGGCGCGAGCUUUACGCCAACGUCACGGAGCUCUACCCCAACUCCACAGUGUGGCUAACGGGGCACUCACUCGGCGGUGCUGUCAGCUCUCUGCUAGGUCUAACCUACGGCAACCCGACAGUGACCUUUGAAGCUGUACCGGAGGCUCUUCCUGCCGCGCGGCUAGGGCUUCCAGUGCCGCCUGGCUCGGACCCAGACGUCCCUCAGGCCCGCGACUAUACUGGCGCGUUCCAUUUCGGGCACACGGCCGACCCAGUCUUCGUUGGCACUUGCAACGGGGCGACUGCCUCUUGCUCAUUUGGAGGAUACGCCAUGGAGUCAGCCUGUCACACUGGACGGGAGUGCGUUUACGACACUGUCGGCGACAAGGGCUGGCGCGUCGGAAUUGGAACGCAUAAGAUCCGCUCCGUCAUCCACGACGUUAUCAUGAAGUAUGAUACGGUUCCAGAGUGCAAAUUCACACCAGAGUGCAGAGACUGUGGGAACUGGAAGAUGUACGAAAGCAACGGAACGGAGACCACAACAACGUCCAAAUCAUCGACAUCAACCUCCUCCACCCGCACCCGCACCGAGACAUGCAAAACUCCUGGAUGGUGGGGAUGCUUGGAUGAGACCACGACCACAGGAACUGCGACGACAACAUCAGAAGUCACGACAACAUCGUCAACAUCGUCAACUAGCACAACCACAUGUGCUACUCCGGGCUGGUUUGGGUGCAAAGAUAAAACCACAACAACUACUUCUGCCACAGUGACAACGACUACUUCUAGCACAGUGACAACAACCACUGCGCCAACUGCAACGCAAACUUCAACCACAACUACGCCAAGCAGCACGUGCUUGACUCCAGGGCGAUUCUGGGGUUGCUAUGAUGGAACAACUAGCGGCGGUUCCACUGCCACGACAACAACAACGACAACAACGACAAUAUCAUCAGAGCAAAGCACUAUCACGCCGCCUCCAAGCGUACCCGCUCCGACGUCGGUUCUACCAGCAGUUUCCACCGAAGAACCGCCUAGGAAGCUAUCCUGUGUCGAACGGAACUGGGCUUGGGGGUGUAAGAAAUGGGACCCGCUAAUGGAGGACACGAGCGAUCUGUAACCUUGUUGUUGAACUCUCUAUUUUUCUCUCUCUUUCAUAGGCGGUUAGAUUUGGCGUUUGGCAUUACGAGGAGUUUAUUUGUGGCUGAGGGCUUCAGAACAUCGGCACUCGGGCUGAUUGGGGAUAGUUACAACUUUUGGGUUCACGAUGGGUGAGAUGUUGGUUUUUUUUUUUUUGGAUACCUAGUAUCAGAACGGGGUAUGAAUAUGGGAAACACAGGCGCAGGAGUUCCUGGCGGUAACAAAGCAUCCGUAAAUCCGUAAACAGCGCAGUAAACAAUAUUACCUAAAUAAGAACAUCGUUGGACGGGGUACACUAGGUGAUCUAGAUUUUUAUAAUAUUGCUCCCUCUAAGAAUCCAACCAUCCCCAGUCUCUACACGUGGUCAACCGUAUAGCGCGGCAACUGAGGUUCCAUCACUCGCCCAUGUUACUCGUACCAAUAGGUAAGCUGGGAGAUACGAAGUUAAU